Saccostrea cuccullata (small rock oyster) is the source of this 1768-nucleotide messenger RNA. RefSeq names its product potassium voltage-gated channel protein Shaw-like. The record is from RefSeq and is a predicted model, not a curated record. Gene Ontology annotation, molecular function: protein binding; delayed rectifier potassium channel activity. The coding region runs from base 1 to 1608 and encodes 535 amino acids. Gene Ontology annotation, biological process: protein homooligomerization; potassium ion transmembrane transport. The transcript has 2 exons. Gene Ontology annotation, cellular component: voltage-gated potassium channel complex; membrane. Lineage: Eukaryota; Metazoa; Mollusca; Bivalvia; Ostreida; Ostreidae.
AUGGGGGAGAGAAGAUGGAUUUAUGCGAUUUUUAUCAAUGUUGGGGGAACUAUUUUCCAGACAAGAAUGUCAACUUUGAAAAAGAUUCCCGACUCUCGUCUUGGAAGUCUGUCACCUGCUUCGCCCGAGUACAAUGCGGAAACUGACGAAUAUUUCUUUGACCACAGUCCUGUUCUGUUCAGUGAAAUCCUCGAUCUGUACCGUACAGGCGAGCUACAUAUUCCCUCUAAUUGCUGUGGUGCUGUUGUACAAAAAGAACUGGAGUACUGGAAGAUUCCAAAAUCUCUGAUUUCUGAAUGUUGUAUUCAUUCUUACCAUCGCUAUGUUCAUGACCAGUAUACUAUACAGUCAAUUAGGGAAUCAUUUGAGGAGAAUAUUCUUGAUUAUGAUCCAAGAGAGUACAGGAAAAAUAAAUACAAACAAUUGUUAAGAACAAUCUGGAUAACCCUUGAUCAACCCAAGUCCUCAAUAUGUGCCAAGAUAUUUAACACCUUGUACCUGGUUUUGGUCAUGUUGUCGGUGUUAGUAUUUCUCCUGUCAUAUCAGCCAUACUGUCGAACACAGAUAAUGACAUUCAACAGACUAGUCUUUCUAAAGAACUAUUCCGACAUUGCGUUAUUCAACUCAGUGAAUUUAGACAACACCAAGCAAGUCAUGUUCUUAACCACGGAGGUCCACCCAGUGCUGGACAACAUCGAUCUUUUUUGCAUUUCUUUCUUUACUUUGGAGCUCCUUGCCCAUUUCCUUACUUGUCCACGGAAGUUAAGAUUCUUCACGUAUGUUCUCAAUGUUUUAGAUGUGUAUCUUGUUGUCGCCAUGUGGACAACGUUUGCCAUUGAAACAAAGAUGGAGGAUUAUUUGGAUGAUGAGAGAAUGAUAAACUUUUAUUCUGUAUUAAAAGCAUCGUUAGUUCUACGUUUGUUAAGAUUUUUCAGACUUAUGAAACAAUUCAGUGCUUUAAAAAUUCUGUUCAUGUCUCUGAAAGCGAGUAUAAAGGAAUUAUUUCUUUUAUUCAUUACAUUUUUGUUGGCUUCUGUUCUCUUUGCCAGUUUCAUGUAUUUUGCUGAAUUCGAUAAACAAGAUGUCUUCCCCACCAUCUUUGAAAGUAUGUGGUGGGCCAUCAUCACCAUGACAACGGUCGGCUAUGGAGACAUGUACCCGACAUCCUUUGCGGGAAAACUUGUUGGUAUUGCCUGCGCAGCUGCAGGAAUAGUCAUUAUAGCAAUGCCAAUUGCAGUCGUCGCUGCUAAUUUUAGUGAGUACUAUCUGAAAAACAGUGAAAGGAGACUUCGGGGACAAUUAAUGAAGAAUAAAAAGAAGAAACAGUCCUGUUGUAGCUGGGGCGAAUCUCCCAAAGUCGACAGCUAUACUUCCGGUCCCCCAUCGCCAACAAAUCGAGUCAAAAGACAAAACUCUAAACUGACUGGAAUAACAACUCAGUCCUCAAAAACAAAUGAUUCUCCGAAAAAACAAAAAGGAAAAAAGGGGAAAAAGUUUUCCAAUGGACUUCAGAAGUCAGAAACCCCAUCGUCUGCGAUUUCACGAAAGACAGAUGUAAAUGAAAAACAUAAUGGUAUAUGGUAUGAUGUGCCAGAUUUACCCGUUUAAAUUCAUUGUUCAUGUCCAUUUUGUUCUAACAUUUCAUUCCUGGAAAGUUUCUAGUUACUGAUACACAUACAUUAGGGACACUCGGCUUGUUGAAGUUCCUAAGUACCCUGCUAGAGGAGAAGAAGGAAAUAUAAAAGUUACAUCAGAUAUAUACAUGUAC